AUGGUUGGCAUUACGAAGCUGAUCGUAGUCGGCUUACUUGGCCAUGUGUCCGCCAUAUCAAACGCAUCAUCAAAGCUUUGGUAUGGCAACCCCGCAGGCAAUUUCCAGGAAGCAUUGCCGGUAGGUAAUGGCCGGCUUGGUGCUGUUGUUUUUGGAACCAUCGCAGAGAAAGUCGUCUUGAACGAGGAUUCCGUUUGGAGCGGCGGUUAUCAAGAUCGUGUCAACCGCAAUGCCCUUGGAUCAUUUCCUAACGUGGUGUCAAAUCUCAACAACGGGGAUGUUAGUUCGGCAGAUAGCCUUUGGAACUCCGACUUGGUAGGAACACCGUCUAUAUCGAGAAUUUACCAACCUGUUGGAAACAUGAUCUUGAAUUUUAACCACGAUGCGUCGCUUGUCUCGAACUAUAAUCGAACGCUAGAUCUGAAGACUGCAAGCAAUGUGGUUUCAUACCAGAUAAAUGGGGUCAAAUAUACUCGUCAAGCUAUCGCCAACUAUCCCAGAGGUGUAAUCGGUUUCAGGUACACUGCCGAUCGCCCUAAAGCCCUGUCCUUUACCAUCUCGUUAAGUCGAGAUCAAGGCGUAAGAAGUUUGGAUGUAAAUGUGUCAAAUCGUUCUAUCACACUCAAUGGCAAAGCACCGGCCGACUCGGGUUUGGACUUUGCUGCCAAGAUUAAAAUUGUCACAAGCACUGGCACGGUAACGUCCACCACAACUGCCUUGACGAUUACAAAUAGUCAAGUUGUAGAAAUAUACUUUGACGCCGAAACUGCAUUCAGGUAUCCAUCCGAGCAGCAAUGGUGGAACGCAAUAGACUCGAAAAUCGACGGGGCAAUAUCUGCUGGGUGGUCAUCAUUUUAUAAUGAAUCCAUAACGGACUACCAAAAUCUAUACAAUCGCGUUUCCCUAGAUUUAGGGAACUCUGGAACCGUAGGAACAGCCGAGACUGGCACCCGUCUGUCAAACUGGAGAUCGCAAGGGGGUGUCAACUAUGAUCCCGAACUUCUAACUCUUGCCUAUAACUACGGGAGAUUUCUUCUCAUCGGAUCAUCUCGCCCCGGUAGCUUGCCAGCAAACCUCCAAGGAAUUUGGAAUGAUAAUUUUGAUCCGUCUUGGGGCUCGAAGUUCACAAUCAAUAUCAACAUACAAAUGAACUAUUGGCCAGCUGAAACAACAAACCUUGGAGAGACCUCUAUGCCGGUCUUUGAUCAUCUGAAACGAAUGCAAAGUCGAGGGCAGGAUGUGGCGAGAACGAUGUAUGGGGCUGGGGGAUGGGUCUGCCAUCAUAAUACUGAUCUUUGGGGCGACUGUGCUCCACAUGAUAGCGAUACGCUCUGGUCUGCAAACCCGAUGGGCGGUGCCUGGCUUAGUCUGCAGUUGAUCGAGCAUUACCGAUUUUCUAGAGACAACAACUUUGCAGCAAAUGUUGCAUUGCCCAUACUAAGUGAUGCUCUAUCAUUCUUUUAUGAUUUUCUCAUCCUUAAGCCCGAUGGAUACUACGCAACAGGCUAUGCUGCAUCUCCCGAAAACCAAUAUUACAUUCCUGCGAACAAGUGCACUGGUGGUGCCAUUGCAGGUUUAGAUCAUGGAACUGCUCACGACCGGCAAGUCCUUUAUGAGCUCUUCAAAGGUUUUGUCGAGCUUUCGGAUGCUCUCGGUAGUACUGCCGGCGUUUCACAAGCGAAGGAUUAUUUGUCAAAGAUCAAACCUCCGAUAGUUGGAAAUAGUGGUGAAAUACUAGAAUGGUCAGGCCAAUAUGCUGAAAGGGAACCAGGGCAUCGACAUUUGUCUCACCUUGUUGCAGUGUACCCUGGCUCGCAAAUCAGUCCUCUGCUUAACACCACACUCUCAAACGCCGCAUUAGUCAGCAUCAAUAGACGUAUGGAGGCUGGAAGUGGGAAUAUGGGUUGGUCUCGCGCAUGGGCCGCUGGAAUAUAUGCCCGACUGCUACAGGGCAAUGAAGCUGUGUCCCACGUCUUGUACCUCGUGUCUUCUUAUCUCUCGAACAAUUUGUUUGAUUUGAACACGUCGGUAUUCCAGAUCGACGGAAAUCUUGGCUUGGUUGCCGCGUUCACAGAAGUCUUGCUCCAGAGUCACGCUGGUGUUGUGCAUUUGACGCCUGCAUUGGCAAAUAAUGUGUUAGCAGCAGGUAGUGUUAAGGGAUUAGUGGCUCGAGGGAAUUUCGUGGUAGAUAUCACAUGGGCUAAUCAUGCUUUAUUGACGGCGACCGUGAGGUCACAGAUUGGUGGAAUGUUGGCACUGAGGAUCGCAGGAGGCACGACCUUCUCUGUCGAUGGUGUGAGGUAUAGUGGGCCAAUAUCUACGAUAGCGGGAAGGUCUUAUUCGAUUACCGUGUAG
Messenger RNA from Pseudogymnoascus verrucosus, 2355 nucleotides. RefSeq lists its product as uncharacterized. The transcript has 2 exons. Lineage: Eukaryota; Fungi; Ascomycota; Leotiomycetes; Thelebolales; Thelebolaceae. The coding region runs from base 1 to 2355 and encodes 784 amino acids. The record is from RefSeq and is a predicted model, not a curated record. Gene Ontology annotation, biological process: carbohydrate metabolic process. Gene Ontology annotation, molecular function: alpha-L-fucosidase activity.